Diatraea saccharalis (sugarcane borer) is the source of this 1508-nucleotide messenger RNA. The record is from the annotation of a GenBank genome assembly. Lineage: Eukaryota; Metazoa; Arthropoda; Insecta; Lepidoptera; Crambidae.
AUUAAAAAGUUGGCUAAGAAAGCUAGAUACGUAUUAUUUAUUAGUCUGUGAUUAUUUUGUGCUUGGAGUUUAUUUUUCUGGAAUUUUUGCAAUUUUAAAACACGAAAAUGGAGUUAUCGGCAGAAGGCAAAACUCCUGAGUAUAUGGAGUUGGCAGGUAUUAAAUUCAAACUUAGCUUGCCACAAUUCAAAGAUAACCCUCAGUUAAAAGAACAGCUCUUACAAGGAAUAAAGACAGGGUAUAUGGCUCCAUAUUACAAAGAAGUUUGUACUGACUUGGGAUGGGCUUUUGAUCAGAAAUUGUACGACUCCAUGACAAAGGAAAAUACAGAUAGGCUUUCUAAAUUUCAAGAAGAUGAUUCAGAGACUCCAGUCUGGCAAGAUAAGCUAGAUUACUUGUGCUCUAUUGGAGAUAAAGAAGCUGCUAUUGCUCUUGCAACUACUAAAUAUGAGGACACUACCCUCACCACUAAUAGAAGGCUGGAUGCUAUAUUUGCUAUGUUUCGUAUAGCAUACUUUCAUGGAUGCAAUGUCAAGGAAAUGGGCAAAGCAAUUAAUAAGGCACAUGAGUUAGUAGACAAAGGUGGUGACUGGCGCUCUAGAAACAAAUUGAAGGCAUAUGAAGCUAUCUACUGCCUUGCAGUCAGAGACUAUAGUCGUGCUGCCGAUCUUUUUAUUGAUUGUGUGUCCACUUUUGAGUCUUAUGAACUAGUUGAUUUUGGAACAAUUAUUCAAUAUUGCGUUUUGGCAUGUGCAUUAGCACUUGAGAGACAUGCUCUCCAAGCUGCAUUAAGGAGGCAGGGUGCAGCAGUGCAAGCAUUGCGGUCUCGUUUCCCUGAACUUAGGGAGCUGGUAGAGUCUCUACAUGAGUGCAGAUAUGCUGAUUUUAUGAAAAGUCUUGCUUGGGUAGAAACACAAAUCUGCGUUGACCCAGUAUUCCGGCCACAUUAUCAGCAUUACGUGCGCGAGGCGCGCAUCAAGGCUUACGUACAGUUAUUGCGCGCUUACCGCUCUCUCAGUCUGGACAACAUUGCGGACACAUUCGGUGUCACCCGUGAAUUCGUUGAAGAAGAGAUCUCUAAUUUCACCGCUGCUGGUAGGCUACAAUGCCGUAUCGACGCAGUAGCGGGUUGCGUUGUAACCGGUGCAGGACGCGGCGCCGACGCAGAUCGCUCUCAAUUGUACCAGGCGACCAUACGCGAAGGCGAUCUCCUACUCAACAGGGUCAAGAAACUCGCGAGCGUCAUCAACUUCUAAGCCCUAUGCGCUCCUGGUACCUCUUACUAGUUUCUUAGUAUUUUCUUUAUAUCAACUAAGUAUGAAUUUGGUAGAUAUACACAUAAUUCAUUUAUUUUAUUGUAAUAAUAGUUGUUUGGAACAAGAAUAUUUGGAUGUUCUCCUAUUUGUUUUAAGUGAACUAAAUCUUUUGUAUGAAUACAAAAUUCCAUAAUUAUAAACAUUGAGUGAAUUAUAUUAAGAUCAGUCUGAGCUAAUAAAUAGUUAAAUCUU